AUGCCCACGGACAAAACCAACACGAACACCCCGCCAUCACCACCACCAGCAGGACCACCAACGCGCCGCACGCCCCGCCGCAUCACCAAAAAAGGCCGCGAACUGCAGCGCAGACACCUGCGCGAGAACCAGACUGUCGUGCGAUGGGAGCCGAACGGGCUCGUGGUGUCCAAGGUCGUGCGGGUGGGGUUUCUGGGGGAUCGAGUGGUGACGGUGACGGUGCCGGUGUCGUGGAAGGGGUUCUUGGGGGUUGUGGGUGCGGUGGCGGUUGGUGGGUUGGGGUGGGUUUUGAGGGGGUUGGGGAAUUAA
Messenger RNA from Aspergillus melleus, 309 nucleotides. RefSeq lists its product as uncharacterized. Lineage: Eukaryota; Fungi; Ascomycota; Eurotiomycetes; Eurotiales; Aspergillaceae. The coding region runs from base 1 to 309 and encodes 102 amino acids. The record is from RefSeq and is a predicted model, not a curated record. The transcript has a single exon.